Molecule: messenger RNA, 510 nt
Organism: Suillus fuscotomentosus
Lineage: Eukaryota; Fungi; Basidiomycota; Agaricomycetes; Boletales; Suillaceae
Exons: 1
Coding region: 1-510 (169 amino acids)
Source: RefSeq, a predicted model, not a curated record
AUGCAUCUUCUAGGACAGGCAUUGUUAGGCAUCUAUGAAGAUGAGUUCGAGGGGAUCCAUCCUGCAACUCUGCAGCGCUAUUAUGGUAUUCAUGGCAGAGAGACAAUCCGCCAUCUCAAUCAGACAGGUGCUGGCCACCCAAAUGAUGAGUUAGAGAACGAGGAAGAUGGUGUUAUUCAUCGUAUUGAGCAGGAUCAAGCAAACAAUGUCCAACAUGAUGCCAUUGAGGUUCCUGAUGGUAAUACCCCUUUUCUGAAUGAAGAUGAUGAAAAUAUAUUCUUCGAGAUACUCGACGAGGUUAUUACUGAGGGUACCAUACCAGUGGGAUAUAAUUUGCAGGAGGGUGAGGAUGACUAUGACGAAAACACAACAGAACAUCUACAAGUCGGUAGAUGGAGGGAGAUAUAUGUUGAAGUAUCUUUGGCAGACCCUAUCUGGAGGACUCAUUCAAUGCUAUGGGCUCAGGCAGUUAGUGUGCUAGAGCAUUUUGAAGCAGAUGUAUUUUUCUAA